Heterobilharzia americana is the source of this 1248-nucleotide messenger RNA. The record is from the annotation of a GenBank genome assembly. Lineage: Eukaryota; Metazoa; Platyhelminthes; Trematoda; Strigeidida; Schistosomatidae.
AUGCACACAUGGCAGGGGCAACCCGCUAUUUCUUGGUGUGCGCUACUGUGCUUUCGCUUGUACAUGAUGACUACUUUGGCAGGAUUAAAAAGUCACGAUUCUAUUCUUUCAAAGUUGGAUACCUUUAAACGCAAGAAAAAAGCUCGCUUAGAAGUUGAAGAACUUACUAAAGAAAGUCGUCAAGCUAUUGAAUUGGCUGUCAAUGCCUUGGCAACCGAUGAUCCCAAACAGUAUCAAUUAGAAGAAGGACAAGAGCGUUCAUUUAUUGAAAAAUCUUCUCAAAAUUCUGAAAGUGUUAAAAACUUGUUGGAAAAAUUAAUAACAUGGAUUAACAAUGAAUUAUCAGAGCAUCGUAUUCUUGUAAGAGAUAUUCAAGAAGAUCUAUACGAUGGUCAACUUCUACAAAAAUUAGUUGAAAAAUUAGCUAAAAUCAAGUUAGAUCAUCCUGAAUUGACACAGUCUGAAAUUGGACAACUUCAACGAUUACGUGGUGUUUUACAAACUGUCAAUGAAAUACUUCAUGUAUCAGAAAAUUGGGCUAGUCAACGGUGGACUGCAGAACGUAUACAUCAGAAAGAUUUAGUUGCUAUUUUACGCCUAUUAGUUGCUAUCGCUCAUCAAUUUCAACCACAAAUGCGUUUCCAAUCGGGAAUUUUUCUUACCGUUAUAAUAGCUCGAAAAUUAAAUGGCAAAUUAGAGUAUCGUUAUGAAAGAGAAUAUAUCACCGAAUUCACAGAAGCAUUACCCGCUGGUAAUCCACUGGAUGUUAUCUCCGAACAUCAUAUGGUUUUACAAGCUGUGCUUGCCUUUGUCAAUGCCUAUUUGGAACAAGUUAGCUUCCAUGUAAAUGAUCUAUCUAAAGAUUUUAAAGAUGGUGUACUACUCAUCUUAUUAAUGGGUCUUAUUGAAGGUUAUUUUGUACCAUUUUAUGCAUAUUAUCCAACACCGACAACAGAAGAAAUGUGUUUAUCAAAUGUUCGAUUAGCUUUUGAAUUAAUUCAAGCUGCUGGAAUGAUUGAACCACCUGCAAAACCUGAAGAAAUUGUUAUUGGUGACAAUAGUGCUAUUCUACGUGUUCUUUAUGGUAUUUAUUCAUAUUGUGCACAUAUGGAAGAUGAUGAACAACAUCAAUAUGAAAUAAGUAAUAUUCGAGAACAAGAUGAAGUUGAUGAAAAUAAUAAUAAUAACAAUAUGAUGGUUACUGGAGAUGGUGAUGAAGGUCCGAUUGAGACAACAAAUUUCCUUUAA